AGCUGCCAAAGCGGCCAGGAUGGUUACGAUGAUUGCGAGAAUGAUGAUGAUGAUCAAGGGAAAGACCCCAAACUAAAGGUUAUCUCCCCUCGAUGUCCAGACGAAAUGGCUUCUGCUCGGAUUUCUUGCGGUUCGGAUAGGACUGCCAGCGUCAUUGAUGAAGAUGGCCCUUCACUAGUAGCUGCAUGGGCAAAUCAGUUGGAUGAAGAUCAGGGCGCUAAUUUACCCGAAACAAAUAGGCUUUUAUUUUCUGAAUCUCAAAAGGCAUCAUCGAGUGGUAACGGCCAAUAUACCAUGGUCGGUUCGGCCACAACUUUUUCCACAGCGCUAGAGCCUCAUACUUCUUGUGGCCAGACACAAGACAAUUGCCCACCUUUCGUAAACAAGACAGCCGAGGCUCCUGAUUUAACACAGAAGAGCCCUUGUCGGAUUGUACUUCCCAAAGCUGGAGAGUUGGCUUAUACUAAGCAAUUCAACCACGAUACCAACAAGGGCGGCUCUUUGCCGUUGAUAAAGCAAGCCGAACAUGUGAAUAAGGGCGCACUACGGAAGUUUAUUCCUUUUAGCCUAUCUUCCCUUUGCAGACGUACAUCGCACCACAACGAUAAGAUCGAGAAAACAGGCAAACUUAGUGUAAACAGAUUCGCGAAACGUCUGGGAUUGUACCACGUCCACGGUCCGACUUUGGAAAUUAUCAUUCAAGCAAUGGACUCCGGACUAUUUGCGUCCCUCUAA
Messenger RNA from Protopolystoma xenopodis, 735 nucleotides. The record is from the annotation of a GenBank genome assembly. Lineage: Eukaryota; Metazoa; Platyhelminthes; Monogenea; Polystomatidea; Polystomatidae.